This is a messenger RNA of Strongylocentrotus purpuratus (purple sea urchin), 1650 nucleotides long. It is a transcript of the gene hdgfl2, whose product is annotated as hepatoma-derived growth factor-related protein 2. The transcript is spliced from 10 exons. Gene Ontology annotation, biological process: regulation of transcription by RNA polymerase II. NCBI's taxonomy places the organism in Eukaryota, Metazoa, Echinodermata, Echinoidea, Camarodonta, Strongylocentrotidae. Gene Ontology annotation, molecular function: double-stranded DNA binding; transcription coregulator activity. The record is from RefSeq and is a predicted model, not a curated record. Gene Ontology annotation, cellular component: nucleus. The annotation marks the transcript as partial.
UUUGUUGACUAGCUUCAGUUCAUCCUGUAAAAUGGCGCCCUUCGUGCAGGCUUGAAUUUACUCACACGCAACGCAGGUGCAGACAUCGAGAUCUAAAGGCUGUUAUUUGAAUAGAAUACGCAGACCAAGAUGUCUCGUCCCAAGUUUUAUGAGCCAGGAGACAAGGUGUUUGCCAAGAUGAAAGGGUGGCCAUUUUGGCCUGCAAGGGUUGAUGAUGUCCCGGAAGGCGGGGUCAAGCCACCCCCAAACAAGUAUCCAAUUUUCUUCUUCGGCACUCAUGAAAGUGCUUUCAUGGGAGUCAAGGACCUCUAUCCAUACAAGGAUUUUAAAGAGAAGUUUGGCAAGCCUCACAAACGUUACGAAGCCUUCAACAUCGGCUUAUGGGAGAUAGAAAACAAUGCACAUGUCAAGUAUCAUGGAGUACACCCUGGAUCCUCUACCGAUGAAGAAGCAGCAGAGGGAGCAGUCAAGACUGAAGAAGAGAUGGAGCCAGAGGAUGAGCAGGAGGAAGAGGUUGAGCAGGAGGAGGAGCAGGAGGAGGAUUCUGAUGCAGGCUUGGUCAUAGAUGAAGGGAGCAAGAAACCAAAGCCAAAGCCCAAGGAAAAGAAAAAGGCUCAACCAAGAAAACGAAAGGCCAGUGGGGAGACUAGCAAGGCCAAGCCCAAGAAGUCUCGCAAAUCAACAAGUAGUGUGAAAGCUGAACCCAUAGCAGAUGAAGAAAGAGGAGACACUGAUUAUGAUGAUACUCCAUCAGAAAAUGAAAGUAGCGGAGAGGAAUUCGCACCUAAGAAAAAAAAAGACAGACGGUCAGAAGGUAAAGGCCGCAAAAGUUCAAAUUCUCAAGAGGACUCCGACGACGAUGAUGAUGAUGAUAAAGAUGAAGCCAAAUCAGCCAAAGACUCUGAUGAAGAGGAAGAAGGUGAUGACUUUGAGGAGGCUAAGAAGAGCAGAAAGAAAACACCAGCCAAGAAACAAACUCCAAAAGAAAAGAAACCUAGAGCAACUCCCAAAUCAAGUGCCAAAAAGAAGUCAGCUGCUAAGCCAGCCUUAGAUUCACCGAGUGACACAUUAUCAAGUAGUGACAGCGAACCUGACUUCCAUUCAUCGUGGAAGAAAAAAGAUGAAGAAAAGAAGAGGAAGAUUGAAGAAAUGAAGAAAAAACAAGAACAAGAGCAGAUGAAGCAGAUGAGAGAAAGAGAACGUAUAGAUGAAAAGAAAGAAAAACUGGAGAAAGCCAAAAAGAAAGAGGAGAAAAAGAAGAGGAAGUCCUCUGAAAGUGAAGAAAAGAUGAAGGCCGAGAGAGAAGAAAUGAAAGAAGAAGAGGACGUGAAAAAAGAGCCAGAGUCAAGUGAUGAUGAAAUCAAAGAAGAAGCAACCCCGCAGAGAAAAGAGAAGAGCGGAGGAAAGUCAAAGGAUGUGGUGGAGUCUGAUGAUGAGGAAGAGGAAGAGGAAAAGAAAGAUCAACAACAUGAAGGAGAUGAUGACAAGGAUGAAGGUUCAAAAGCUGACAAAAUGAAGCGAAAAGAAGAGAAGGAAAAAGAGAAAGAGCGGAAGCGGUUGGAAAGAGAAAAGAGGAAAGAGGAGGAAAAGGAGAAGAAAAAGGGAGAAAAGUUAAAGAAGAAGCAAGAUGAAAAGAGGAAAGAACUGGAG